GUGACGGAGACGGAAACUCCGCUCGGUAUUAUGCUUCCUCUGCCAUCGCCGUCGUUAGCCUGUCUGGGUGGGACGUUUCUACGGGCAGCAGAUAAAGAGGUGACAGCGGGGCUGAGAUAAUACCUUGACACCUUACUAAUUACUAUGAGUCUGCUACAUAGUAACACCUGCUUUGAAACCAGUGAUCAAGAGACUGGCUGCUGUGCAGCCAUGGCCAGUGCCUGCAGCUCUGGAGCCAAAGAAGAGAGCGUUGUUGGCAGUGUCAGCAAUGGCACUGGUGGAACACUUUCAAACUCUUUGAUAGAAGAGACUCAGGGCUACGAUGUGGAGUUUGAUCCCCCACUGGAAAGCAAAUAUGAAUGUCCUAUUUGUUUAAUGGCUCUGCGAGAAGCAGUACAAACACGAUGUGGACACCGUUUCUGUAAAGCUUGCAUUGUCAAAUCCAUAAGAGAUGCUGGUCAGAAAUGUCCAAUAGACAAUGAAAUCUUACUAGAAAAUCAGCUGUUUCCUGACAACUUUGCCAAACGUGAAAUUCUCUCAUUGAGGGUGAAAUGUCCUAACAAGGGUUGUGAUCAGAAGAUGGAACUAAGACAACUAGAGGACCAUCAGCUGCAUUGUGGCUUUGCUUCAGAAGAAUGUCCUCAAUGCCAGGGUUGUUUCCAAAAGAAUCAGCUACAAGAACACAUAAUGCUAGAAUGUCCAAGGCGGCAAGUCACUUGUCCAAACUGUGUCAUGAAUAUGGCAUAUGAAGAUAAAGAGCUUCAUGAUCAGAAGUGCCCCUUGGCAAGUGUUUUCUGUGAAUACUGCAAUACAGAACUAAUCAGAGAGCAGUUGCAUAAUCACUAUGACAAUGACUGCCCUACUGCUCCAGUACCAUGCACUUAUAAUGCUUUUGGAUGUCCAGAAAAAAUGCAAAGGAAUGAGUUGGCACGCCAUAUGCAAGAAUUCACUCAGGUUCAUAUGAGAAUGAUGGCUCAACAUCUCCGGAGUAUCAGCGCUGCUACCCCAUCUCCCAUGUCUUUCCUUGGAAGAUUACCUUUUGACCCAUCACUUUUCUCUCAAGCCAUGCCAGCCCAAUGUGAAUGUAGCCCUGAAGUCCAGAACUUCAAGGAGACCAUUCAGCAGCUGGAAGGUCGCUUGGUAAGACAAGAUCACCAAAUCCGGGAACUGAUUGCUAAGAUGGAGACACAGAGCACACACAUGGGGAAUCUCAAGCGCACCAUUCGAAAUCUGGAAGAAAAAAUUACUGAAAUCGAAGCACAGCAGUGUAAUGGUAUUUUCAUCUGGAAGAUUGAGAACUUCAGUAUGUAUUUAAAAGCCCAAGAAGAAGAGAGGCCUGUUGUUAUCCACAGCCCAGGCUUCUACACAGGAAAACCUGGCUAUAAGCUUUGUUUGCGGCUGCAUAUUCAGUUGCCAAAUGCUCAGCGCUGCGCUAACUAUAUUUCCCUUUUUGUUCAUACUAUGAAAGGAGAGCAUGAUAGCCAUCUGUCUUGGCCAUUCCAAGGCACCAUACGACUUUCCAUUCUGGAUCAGUCAGAAGGUUCUCCAAGACACAACUAUGAAGAAGUGAUGGAUACCAAGCCCGAGCUCUUAGCCUUCCAGCGGCCAACAGUCUAUCGCAACCCAAAGGGCUUUGGAUAUUUGACUUUCAUGCAUUUGCAGUCACUAAAACAAAGAACAUAUGUGAAAGAUGAUAUUCUCUUGGUACGCUGUGAGGUGGUGACACGGCUAGACUUAACUAGUCUCCGAAGAGAGGGUUUUCAGCCUCGUAGUACUGAUGGGACUGUGUAGUCCUUUGUGCCUUUAAGCUGUUUGCUGUUUAAUGGGAAACCUGCAGGUGGAUAAAAGGAUUUGUGAGAAUCACUUUUUGAGAGCAAAACCAAAACUGCCAUUCUGAGAGGACUGUGUGGUUUUCAGGGAAUGGAAAGUAUUUUCACUUAGGAAAACAGAAGUAUCAAAAUUAGUAUGCAUUCUCUUGAUCUUAAUAAGUGAGGUAAAUAGCUCAUGGCAACCUUACUGAAAGCUGACACUUGUUCACAAGUAUGCAUUAAAAUAGUACCAUUUCUAGUGUGGUGGUAAGAAUGGUGAAAUUGUACUUUGUAUAUUAUGUGUACUUGUAGUGAGGCCUACAGACCUUAAAACCAUCACCUCACGUGCACACUGGAGUCUUAUGGAGGAGCUGAAUUAUUUGAAUACUUAAGUUGGCAGCUUGUUCUGGGUUUUUUUUAAAGGAGAGACUACAUUUUGUGUUAGGUAGGUUACUGAAAUGCCAGUUUGGUUCAGUGAUUAAAUGCAUAGACUCUCAGCUGGGAGAACUGGGUUUGAUUCCCCACUCCUUCACAUGAAACUGCCGGAGUGACCUUGGGUCAGUCAUAACUGUCUCAGAGCUGUUCCUCAAGAACAUUUUCUGUCAGAGCUCUCUCAGCUCCACCUACCUCACAGGGUUUCUGUUGUGGGGAGGGGAAGAAGAAAGAGAUUGUAAGCCGCUCUGAGGCUCCAAGUGAAGGGCGGGGUAUAAAUCCAAUCUCAUCUUUUUCUAAAUAAGCUUUCAGAGUGUCAUAGCAGACAUGGAACUGGUAAGUGUUCUUUAGAAGCUUCAGCAGGAAAGUUAGUGCUCUGUAUGCCUUGCGUCCUUUUGCAAAUCUGAAAUAAGUUUUAAGCUUUUAAUUUGCAGGUGCACUUGGCCACUUUCCUUCCCAGGAAAUUAAAUAUUUUCAACAGCUGCUAGUCUGGUAGAAGACAGUACUGUUCCAGAAAAUCUUAAUGACUCAAUGGUGAUGUCAGAUGAGAUCUCUGGAUAUUGCUAUAUCUACCCAUUUGCCAUUCCAUACAUCUAUAUGUCAUUUUUGUUAUUCCAUUCUAUCACAUAUUUUGUCCAGUUCUAUUUUUGCAUUUGUAGGGAUUGUUUCAGCCUUGAUAGGUUCCAUUUGAAUUAAAGUAUCAUUAGAUGCCAUAGAUAAAUAGAAUGGAUUUUCCCCUCUUUUUAUUAAUACUUAACUAGUACCUGUGUCCGCAGUAUCUUCAAUUAAUUUCCUUGGAGAUGUACAAAAUAUGUCUUUGAUCUUAAAAGUCUCAGUGGAUGUCACGCACACAAACAUAUUUGGCAUCCUGAUGUAUUUACAGUCAAGAAGGUUGCAUAUGAGCUUAUCCUGUGGGACAAGAAAGCUUUUUUGGUCCAUAGUGCUGAUCUUUUCAUAGUGAUCAGUCUGGAAAGGUGCUAAAUUGGUGCAUAAUUCUAUAAUCAUUGAUAACUGGCCUGGAGAUCAUGCAGUUUUAAAAAAGCUGUAUUAUGUGUUUUAAAGAUAGCUUCUGCUCAAAAUUUAUUGGUGCUAGAAUAAUUUGGAACUAACUGUAUGACUCUAAACUACAGCUAAAUGCCAUGAACACAAAAAUCUCUAAAUGCACAACCAUGGUUAUAGAUUAUUCAGAAUGAGGAAUAAUUGUUUGGCUCCCUCACCUAGGAAAGUAUAAUAGAUCAUUAUGUUUUAGUAUGACUGGUACUGUGCAGAGGGCCCAACAAAAGUAGUGGAAGGCAUCCAUCAUCACCCCUCCAAGUUUUUGCACUGCUGCAAGUGAAUUUACAGUGGUAGUAUGUUCUGCCACUGUGAACUUUCUUUGGUGUUUGGCCCUGCAAAACUGAUCCAUGCAAAUAGAGAAAAUCUCUAAAACAAAUGAGGCACAGUGUAUUUGUUAACACCCAAAGGAAAACAAUGAGAAAUUUUUCAGACACCCAUCAAAACAUUGUUUAAGGGGUGGGGGGACUACUUAAAAUGGGAAUUGAUGGUAGGCUUAUGAGAAGCCCAGAAGUUUAGCCAAAUUCCUUUCUCUGCAAUUUGGAUAAAAUGAAUGGAGAAAACCCUUUUUCAGUUGAAAACAUUCCAAGCUUUUUGGCAGAGAAGUGAGGUUUUCUUAAGCCCAAAUAACAUCAGAAUAUAUUCACUGUUACAUGUUGUAUGAGCACAUACUUAUAAAAGAUAAGAUAAUUUUUACUAGUAAAUUUGAUGAUUUCCAAAUGUUGUAUUUUGUUUUCUUCACCCUAAGCAUGACUGUUUGCUACAGAAUUUAUUCUCAACAUUUUUUAAGAAGAUAUUAUUUUUUGAGAAUAAAGUCUAACUUUUGAGGUAUUUUCCAAACCUUUUUGCUUUCCUAUAUUGUAAACUGUAUAAUUUUAACAGCCAUUUGUGAAUAAAAGCACUUCUCAAGUA
Messenger RNA from Heteronotia binoei (common prickly gecko), 4205 nucleotides. RefSeq names its product TNF receptor associated factor 6 (gene TRAF6). The coding region runs from base 145 to 1791 and encodes 548 amino acids. Gene Ontology annotation, biological process: regulation of canonical NF-kappaB signal transduction; tumor necrosis factor-mediated signaling pathway; interleukin-1-mediated signaling pathway. Gene Ontology annotation, cellular component: plasma membrane signaling receptor complex. Gene Ontology annotation, molecular function: tumor necrosis factor receptor binding; ubiquitin protein ligase activity; zinc ion binding. The record is from RefSeq and is a predicted model, not a curated record. The transcript is spliced from 7 exons. Lineage: Eukaryota; Metazoa; Chordata; Lepidosauria; Squamata; Gekkonidae.